CAACUUUCCCUCUCCUCUUCAGCCAAAAUGACGUUCACUCUCCGCUGGGGCAUCAUCGCGACGGGCGGCAUCAGCACAAAGUUCGCCGAGGACCUCUUCAUCGACCCAGCAACGCGCGAAAGCGACGUGGCGCACAAGAUCGCCGCAGUUGGCUCGCGCUCCGUCGCGUCGGCACAGAAGUUUAUCGACCGCCUCCAGAGCAACCCGAGCCCGAACCAGUGGGGCGAGGUCGGGUGGAAUGCGUGGGGGCUGGAGCACGGCGUGCUGGACGGCGCCAAGGCGUACGGAUCGUAUGACGAGGUAUUCGCGGACGCCAACGUCGACGCUGUGUACAUCGGCACGCCGCACACGUUCCACCACGCCAACGCCAAGGCUGCCCUGCUUGCGGGCAAGCAUGUGCUGUGCGAGAAGCCGUUCACGUUCGACCUGGAGGAGCUCGACGAGCUCAUCAAGAUCGCAAAGGAGAAGAACCUCUUCCUCAUGGAGGCUGUCUGGACCCGCUUCCACCCCAUCGCGUAUGCCCUCCAGGACCUCCUCAAGUCCGGCCGUCUGGGCAAGAUCAAGCGCAUGUCCGCCGACUUCAGCAUGAACUUUGAGCCCGACACCCGCCCCGACUCGAACCGCAUGGUGGAUCCCGAGCAGGGGGGCGGCAGCCUCCUCGACCAAGGCCCCUACCCUAGCGUGUGGGCUAUGCUGGCCCUGCACCAGCACCCGGACAACACCGACUCCGACCCCCGCGUCGUCGCUUCGUACCAGAAGGUGUACGAGCGCUCCGGAGUAGACGCGGCAAGCACAUGGGUCGUGAGCUGGAAGGACUUUGCAGACGCGACCCUCGUCACGGACAUGACUGCGAGCGGGUUCAACGAUGCGUGUGCUGUCAUCACCUGCGAGGAGGCGGACGUUGCCUUGGCAUACCCGCCCUGGCGGCCGGAGCGCUUCACCAUCGUGCCCCACGCCAGCUUCGAGCCCGGAAGCAUCAAGGAGCGCGAGACCAACGAGUUCCCUGCAACCAAGGCCGGUGGGGGCAUGCACUACGAGGCCGACGAGGUUGCACGGUGUAUUCGCGACGGCAAGACUGAGAGUGAGCGCAUGCCACUUGCCGAGAGCCGCAUCACCCAGCGCUGGCUGGAUGAUGUGCGCAAGGCGGGCGGGACUGUGCUCAAGGACCGUAAAUCGACGGUGGGACAGUAGGUGACGCCUUGAUGGGUCGGGUUGAGUGUGUGAAGUGAUUAGAAGUGUACUAUGAUGCAAAGAUGUUUGAUA
Molecule: messenger RNA, 1263 nt
Organism: Cutaneotrichosporon oleaginosum
Lineage: Eukaryota; Fungi; Basidiomycota; Tremellomycetes; Trichosporonales; Trichosporonaceae
Molecular function (GO): nucleotide binding
Source: RefSeq, a predicted model, not a curated record